AUGGCUGAAGGCUUUGCAUUCGUGACGGGCGGAGCGAGUGGAAUUGGUAAAGGGGUGGCGCAGAUGCUGGUGAAGCACAACAUCAAAGUGUUCAUUGUGGACAGAGACCUCGAAGGCGCCCAGAAAGUUGUGAAUGAGCUGGGCCCCCAGAUGGCAAAAUGUGCCCAGGUCGACGUCGCCAGCUGGAAUUCGCAAGCGAAGGCUUUUAGUCAAGCCGUGGCGGACUUUGGUCGGAUCGAUUACGUCUAUCCCAUCGCAGGCGUCGGCGAACGCCCUUGGAUUCCGAAUGACCCGUCCAUGACUGGCUUCGAGCAGCCUGACCUGACCGUCCUCGACAUUGACCUGACAGGUGUCUUUUACACCGUGGCGUUAGCAGUGCAGCAAUUCAGGAAGCAGCAACCCGGCAAGGACGGGUUCCGGGGCAAGAUUGGAUGUGUGGCAAGCGUCUGUGGGUUCUACUGCAGUCCCACCCUCCCCGUGUAUACCGCGGCGAAGCACGGUGUCGUGGGCCUGGUCAGGAGCUACGGAAAGUACUUGCCCGAGGAGAAGAUCACAAUGAACGCCGUCUGCCCGAACGUGAUCCGGACCAACAUCUCCUCGAGCACCUUUUACGACCAGGUGGAGAAGGCAGGAUUGUUGGUGCCCAUCGAGGGGGUCAUUGACACGUUUGAGAAGCUACUUGGGAGUGACGCGACGUCCGGGGAGAUAUUCGAGAUUGGGCCCAACUACAAGGACCAAGGCGCGGUGCAGCGGAAGGGCACCGAGUUUCUGGACAAGGAGAGCGAGAAGACCUUUGAGUUGCUGUACCACAGGUCGAAACCGCUGCAUCAGCCUCGUUGA
Molecule: messenger RNA, 840 nt
Organism: Fonsecaea multimorphosa CBS 102226
Lineage: Eukaryota; Fungi; Ascomycota; Eurotiomycetes; Chaetothyriales; Herpotrichiellaceae
Exons: 4
Coding region: 1-840 (279 amino acids)
Molecular function (GO): oxidoreductase activity
Source: RefSeq, a predicted model, not a curated record